AUAAUCAUCAUCUGAAAUCGAAAUCAAGAAAAUCAAUUCAAUCUGAACUAAUUUCUGCAACUGAUACUUGAUGUCAAUCUUCAGACGAUUUAUCCCACUUCACAUGAAGCUACACUCUUCUUCACAUUCAUUUUCAUCUAGAAGCUCUGUGGACAAUUCCUUUCUUCGUAAACGAAGAAAAUGGCCACUUUCACCUUACAAAACCAAAUGGCAAGAAACCUUAACUCAUCAAUUAGCUAUGCAAAAAUUGGUAGAAUCAGCAGCUAACAAAUCCCCUAAAACUCAUCUUCUAUCAAUUCUUAUUGACUCCUUUUCUGCCUACCAAUGCAAUCCGACUCCAAAUGCAUACUAUUUUACCCUCAAAACUCUUACCCAGAACCCGUCCACAUGGAAUCAAAUCCCUCAUAUUCUCGAUCAUAUUCGUAGUGUUGAAAAUUUUGCGACACCCGAAUACAUAUUCACUUGUUUGAUUAAGUUUUAUGGGGAUUCUAACAUGACCCAUUUGGCAGUUGAGAUGUUUUUCACUAUGCCAGCUUUUAGAUGUAACCCAAGUGUGAAGUCUUUGAAUUGUUUGAUUUGGAUACUUUGUAAGAACAAUUAUGAUCUCAGAAUUGUGCUCCAAGUUUUGGUUAAGAGUCAGUUUUUGAACAUUUGGGUUGAAGAAUCAACGUUUAAGAUUUUGAUUAGGGCUCUUUGUAGGAUUGGAAAGGCAAAUAAAGCUUUUGAUUUAUUGAAAUUAAUGGUGGAUAGUGGGUUUCAUCUUGAUGGAAACAUUUGUUCUUUGAUUUUAUCUACAAUGCCUGAACCAAAAGAUUGUGAUGGGGUUGAGAUUUGGGGCGUUUUGGAAGAAAUGAGGAAGUUAGGAUAUAGUCCAAAAAGGGUAGAUUUAUGCAAUGUGAUCAGGUUUUAUGUGAAAAAUAGAAAAGGGAUGGAUGCUUUGGAGGUAUUGAAUAAGAUGAAAAUGAAUGGAAUGGUGCCUGAUACUGUAUGUUAUAAUUUGGUUUUGAAUGGAUUGAUUUUGGAAGGGAAGUAUUCAAAUGCAGAUGAACUGUUUGAUGAAUUGCUUGUACUAGGCUUAAAUCCCGACAUUGUUACCUAUAACGUAUAUAUUAAUGGCUUGUGUAAGCAGGAUAAAAUGGUCGAGGCAUUAAGAAUGCUUGGUUGUAUGGAGGACUUGGGGUGUAAGCCUGAAAUGAACACUUAUCACACCAUAUUAGAGGCUUUGUGUAGGAGUGGGAUGUUAUCUUUUGCAAAAGAGGUUUUGGGGCAGAUGAAAUUAAAGGAUUUGCAACUCAGUUCACAUAUUUAUGGAAUUCUAAUUAACUGCAUGAUUAGAAAUGGUGAAGUUGAUGAAGCGUAUAAUCUGCUACAUGAGAUGGUUGUCAUGGGGUUUGUUCCUCAGUCAAUUACAUUUGAUGGAUUGAUUCAUCUUUUGUGCCAGAGGGGUUUGUUCUCCGAGGUGAUAGAAUUGCUAAGCAUAAUGGUCACCAAGAACGUUGUCCCUGGAAUUAGAUCACGGGAAGCAUUAGUUCAAGCAUUAGCUUCUGCAAAAGAGGAAAGAAAUGUAGAAGUAGAAGUUGCUUCCAGAACGAAGGGGACUAAAUAGAAACAAGAGAGAUCCAUUGAACGAUGAUUUUUUCAUGUUGUCAAAGAAAAUAGGUUGCCUAGUUGAAUUGAUUAGAUCAUGCAGGAACAAUUGCACACAGAUUGGUUGCCACCAUUGACUGCCAAAAAUCAGUUGCACAGAGAAAAAGUUGCAAGUUCUGUGACACUUAUAUUGCUUAUACUUGGAAAAUGGAUUUCUGUGCAUUGCUGCAUCCCACCAUGAAAUGGUAUGAACUUAUGCAUGAUAGAAAAGGCGGCAGAACAGAAGGAAUGCUGUGACUGAAAUUUUAUGUAACAUGUACGUUGUACGAAAGAUUUAGUUGAUCUGGUCUAGCAACCUUAUCCUACAUCAAUCCCCAGAAAUGUUCGACUCCGUGAAAAAGUUGUGUGCAUCAAAGAAAUGGAAGGGCUCUCCCUCUCUUUCUUGAACCUAGACGGAUUUCUAUGUAUAUAUUUUUUCCAGAUGCUACUUUUCUAGUUCCUUUUUUGUACUUUGCAACCCUGUAUAUGUCGCUCUUCCUAUAACGAAACAUUUAACCAUUCAUCAUGCUCCUUUCAUUAAAUACAAGAUAUAGGUACGACAUUAAUGCCCAUGACUUGUACUACAAAAAUGAAUAUUGAUCAGCCUACAAGAUUAUAUAUCACAACAAAAAGAGACACUACUCAAAGCUGUGACUAGACAAGAUGUGAUACAAAUUAAAUCAAUGUGUCUCUUCAUACUCAAAUAAUUAGAAAUUUGUUACGAGUAAAACACUUCAUGUCAAUUUGAUCCUAGCUGAAUUUGAAGCCCUUCAACAAGGGAUUUUCAUGGCUGUUGAACAUUAACCUAACUCCUCUUGAUAUCAGUCUAGACUCCACCGAGGUGAUCCACAUGUUACAGUAUGAUAACGUUCUCUAUUUUAACUUGAUCAUUGAAUGCAGGUCACUGAUGCAGAUGUUGAGAGUAAUGCCACCAAUUCACAUAUUUCGAAAACAGAAUAGAGUGACAGAUUUACUCCGCAAAGAGGGUGUAAAGUGUACAGCUUUUUGGACC
Messenger RNA from Solanum dulcamara, 2638 nucleotides. RefSeq names its product pentatricopeptide repeat-containing protein At2g38420, mitochondrial. The record is from RefSeq and is a predicted model, not a curated record. Gene Ontology annotation, molecular function: protein binding. The coding region runs from base 71 to 1606 and encodes 511 amino acids. The transcript has a single exon. NCBI's taxonomy places the organism in Eukaryota, Viridiplantae, Streptophyta, Magnoliopsida, Solanales, Solanaceae.